Messenger RNA from Aquila chrysaetos chrysaetos, 7828 nucleotides. It is a transcript of the gene P2RY1, whose product is annotated as purinergic receptor P2Y1. The coding region runs from base 990 to 2081 and encodes 363 amino acids. Gene Ontology annotation, biological process: relaxation of muscle; phospholipase C-activating G protein-coupled receptor signaling pathway; platelet activation. Gene Ontology annotation, molecular function: G protein-coupled ADP receptor activity; G protein-coupled ATP receptor activity; A1 adenosine receptor binding. Lineage: Eukaryota; Metazoa; Chordata; Aves; Accipitriformes; Accipitridae. The record is from RefSeq and is a predicted model, not a curated record. Gene Ontology annotation, cellular component: plasma membrane. The transcript is spliced from 4 exons.
CCUUUUCCACCCACGUCUCGGUUUUCUCUUCUCAGUGAAUACUUCUGGUCCAGGAAAAGGUCAGCAGUGGAAGUUGCUGCUUCCUACCUUGCUCUCAAGUACGGCUGUCUUUUAAGAGCCCUAAACCACACUUUAUACAAAACGAACCCUAUCUUAUUGUUAGCAUUAGUAGGGUGCAGUGUCAUGGGGGAAGUUCCUGUGGUGACGAGCUGACCUCUGCUGAGUGGGUAAGGGUCAGCCAAGCAGCUUGUCUUGGUUAGGCUGAAAACGGACAUCUGUGUCCUGCUGAUAGCAGCUCGCCACGGGUCAGGCGCUGCAUCUUGCCAUCAGCGUGCAGAAGAAGAGCUUCUCCCAGUGCUCGCUUGAGCACGGAGUCUAUCUCGGUGUUCGUGUAUGCAUUCGGCAAAUCCAGGUGGGCCUGCUCGGGGUCGUGCCUUCGUGCAGUGUCAGGGCACAGAGCCCGGGCGGCUUUGGAGGGACUUUGCUUGUCCCUUCCCUCCUCUUCCUGCACCCACCGCUUGCCGAGCAGCCGGGAUCACCAGCGCCUGCCCUCGCCGCCGGCACGCUUGGCUUUGCCGCCCCGCAGCAGAGCCGCUCCGGUGCUGGCUGGCUGUUUCAGCAGAGGCACGUUUAAUGCUGGGGGCAUCACAGUGGCAGCGCUGAUCAGAAACUAUUUGCAUAUUCUGAAACACAGAAGGCACUCUGAAACAGCAGGCUCACUGUGGAAAGUCUGCAGCUGUAUAAGGAGUGCUGGGGAGAGAUGCUGUCUUCUGUGAGAAAUGAAAAAGGAAGAUACGAAACUGCAGAGACUGGAGAAAGAAAAUACAGUGUGAUAAAGCAUUAUUCGACCUAAAGAGUUUCCUAAUGAAAAGGGGAAUGAAGCUCACCAGAAGCCAAUAGGAAGGUCACGAGCCAAUUCAGAUGCGCUGCUGUUCCCGUAGAGACUUUGUUGCUUCCCCUCAGACCUAUGUGACUCUGGUGGAAGGAUCAUGACCGAAGUCCUCUUCUCUGCUGCUUUGAAUGGAACUGAACCCAACCUAUUAUCCAGCAGCGGCUGGUCUGCGGGAAACGCCACCACCAAGUGUUCCCUGACCAAAACCGGCUUCCAGUUCUAUUACCUGCCCACCGUCUACAUUCUGGUCUUCAUCACUGGGUUUUUGGGCAACAGCGUGGCCAUCUGGAUGUUUGUCUUCCACAUGAGGCCUUGGAGCGGCAUCUCGGUUUACAUGUUCAACUUGGCCCUAGCCGAUUUCUUGUAUGUCUUGACUCUGCCCGCCCUCAUCUUUUACUACUUCAAUAAAACAGACUGGAUCUUCGGCGAUAUCAUGUGCAAGCUGCAGAGGUUCAUCUUCCAUGUGAACCUGUACGGCAGCAUUUUGUUUCUAACGUGCAUAAGUGUGCACAGGUACACGGGAGUGGUGCACCCCUUGAAGUCGCUGGGGAGGCUGAAGAAGAAGAACGCGGUGUACGUCAGCACCCUGGUCUGGGUCAUUGUGGUGGCCGUGAUUUCUCCCAUACUCUUCUACUCGGGAACGGGGAUAAGGAGAAAUAAAACCACGACAUGCUACGACACAACAGCUGAUGAUUACCUGAGAAGUUACUUCAUUUACAGCAUGUGCACCACCGUGCUGAUGUUCUGCAUCCCAUUCAUACUGAUUCUUGGUUGCUAUGGGCUCAUUGUGAAAGCUUUGAUUUACAAAGAUUUGGACAAUUCUCCUCUCAGGAGAAAGUCGAUUUACCUGGUUAUUAUUGUGUUGACGGUCUUUGCUGUGUCUUACCUUCCCUUCCACGUGAUGAAGACCUUAAAUCUAAGAGCCAGAGUGGAUUUUCAGACUCCACAAAUGUGUGCCUUCAACGAUAAGGUUUAUGCCACUUACCAAGUGACGAGGGGUCUGGCCAGCCUCAACAGCUGCGUCGACCCCAUUCUUUACUUCCUGGCAGGCGAUACCUUUCGAAGGCGGCUUUCCAGGGCGACCAGGAAAUCGUCCAGAAGAAGUGAACACAACGUGCAGUCCAAAAGCGAGGAAAUGACUCUCAAUAUUUUAUCAGAGUACAAACAGAACGGAGAUACCAGUUUGUGAACAAAUGCGAAAGAUUUCGGAACAGUUUGAAAAAAUCCUCCGCUUUGAGACAGUAGGAUACUGUAGUGCUACAAGUGUGUGAGGAAAAUCUACCAGUCUCUCAAAUUCGCUUUAGGUAAAGCCUCAUUUUCUGAUCUUAGAAAAAGCCUAACAAAGUCAGUGGAAGAUUUUUAAUGGAGAAUAACGUGUCAAAAUUCAGCUUUCCUUCUCCUUACAAUAUUCUCGUUUCUUUCUGACUUGUGUCAGAUAAAGUAAAAUGAAGUAAAUCCCCUGAAGGAAGAAAGCGAUCCAAGUGCUUCUGUUUUAAUGACUUAGUCUCCCACGUUCAAAAAUGUUCUCAAUCAGCCUCUCUUUAAAAAUAGGAAAUAAAAAUAAGAAAGAGCAGUAUCUUCUCGUCUGAGGCUCAGUCCACAUGCCUAGCCUUUCACUCACUUGCCGUUGUAAACAAGUAUUUAAAUCAAAGUCACGAUGCAGUUAUCUCACCUUUGCAGUUUUAUUACUUCUUCAUCUACUUCUAGUGUUGAUAAUUAUUUGAUAGUUCGGUAGCAUUUAUGAUUCAGUCUUCUUUGAGUGCCGGUGUUUUACAAAAGGUAGGCUUACUGAUGUGUGCAUGAUUAUGCUUUCAGAUUACGAUGGUUGUUCAUGAAAAAUCUGGACCCCCUUUAAAGGCAAAUUGGCUUCCAGGUGAACUGACACCUCAGCCCCUGGCAGACAGAUAAGCAGGUCGCUCUAGGAGCUGGUGCAAGCAGGCGCCUGCUUUGCACGUGCACGUAGCGGUGCGUUUCGUGAACAGAUGUCGGCGGGCGAACGCGUGCGGAGGCGAUUCGGUUCUGAGCGGCCGACGGUCCGAUCCUGCCUUCCGUGCCGAGGAGAACCGGCGCGUUGUCAGCCGGAGGAACGGCGGGACGGGGCCGAGCGCGGACUGGGCUCGCCUGGGGAGCGCCCGCGCCAGCUCUGCGGAGCUGGGGGCGAGACGCCCGUCCCAAAGGCUGACCAGCAUCUCGCUGCGGCGCGAACGCCUGACUGCCGGCGCUGGGAGCCUUGCUGGAGUUCUUUACGGGUAAAACGUGAGACGUGUGUGUGCUGAAAAUAACUGUACCUUUCAGACAAGUAAAACUACAGUUGCUCGAGUUACCUGCGUUUUCGUUUGGUAUGAAAAUGUUUCUGUUCCUGGCAAUCUUUAGAGGCAACGUAAGAGUUGUUUCCCAAGAAAAUAAUCGUUACGAUGGAUAAUAUAAAUGGAUUAUAUAUUAUAUAUAUAUAUAAAAAAUAAUUGGGGGAAUUAAUUUUUUUGUACUGUGACAAAUAAAUGACUGUAUUAACGAGAUGUUGCGAUAUACUACAGACUAAAUCCGGCCCUUUAUUAUAUAUCUUCUCCAAAUGUGGAACAGGUCAUGCAAAAUUAGCCAAACUGCAAUAUUGUGUAACACAAGAGCUAGUGAUGAGAGCACAGACGAAAUCUCACAUGAGCAGUCUUACUCAUUUCUCAUAUUUUUCAGAAAUGUAUUUGAAAAUAUUGUGUGCUAAAAAUGGUAUGAAAGCAUGCUCUAAAUUAUAAAUUUAGUGUACAAAAUUAAGUUCUAUGUAAUCCUAAGGGUGAUUUUAACAGAUCUUCAUUCCUCCAGUCUUCAUAGUAAAAGUAAAAUAUUUAUAUUUUACUUACUAAUUUCCAGUGAUUGGUAACAACAAGAAUAGCUCUAGUUAUUUUUUGACAACAUUGUAAAGCAGCUUCUGUUCACACGUACAGCUUCUUAAUCUGCCAAGUCCCUAUUUAUUGAACUUAUUUAUUAGAAAGCUAAAUGUAAAGUAUGUAAAGUGUGGUUCUCCGUGUUCAUAUUCAGAAUUGGGCAUUAAUGGAAAAUUUAACAGCAUGUUUCAAUCACUGUAAUACUGUGUCUUCUAACAGAACAUCUUUGUAAUAAACUCAAUUCCACCCUGACUAUUCACUGUUGAUAUGUAACCUAGUGAUAAAUUGAACUACUGAUUUAUAGCCUAGAGAUAAAUUAAACUACUGCUUAGGAAGCAUAGCUUCUUAAGGCAAUAUUAAGAUCUCAUUUAGCCCUAUAAGAUGAAAAAUGUAGAGGUAGUGAAGAAAUCCCAACCAAGGGUCAAUUGCUAAUUAAUCCCUACUGACAAAAGACUGUGGAACAGCACAGCCUAUUUAUAUCACCGGAGAAUGAGCCUGAUUCACAAUAAAUGACUUCUCCUAUUAUGUGAUUAUUUGAGACUUCAUUCAGCUGAGGCGUGUCUUGUUUGGAAUGGCAGAGGAAUUAAAUGGAGAGAGCGCAUAAAAAUAGGAUAUUCUCUGAAUCUGCUUCUCUAGGUUUAAAAUCGUGUUCAUUUCGCAGCGUUUCGUGGUCUAUUUCUCUCUUUUCUUUCAGUUAGGAAAUAAAAUGUUCCACUAAUUCAUGUCUGAAAAAAGAUCCUAAACAGACACAGCAGAAUGUAAAACCGCACACCCAGGUUGGUCCUUAUGUAGUUACUUACAGUCUUUUUGCAAUAUGUCUCUUUAAUAUGGCAAAGUUGGCUGACUAUUACAGUGUGUAUGAAAUCCAAGCGCAACAGAAUUCUGCGGGCCCAGCUAUAGCAGGCUGGGCAAGCUGCAGGAGAGACCCACGGUCUGGAUGGACACCCUGCCAGGGAGAUCCACCUUCUGGAGCUCAGGACAGCCGUGCCUCUCUCAUAUUGUCUUCCCUGCAGUCCUCUGGGUCUCGGACACCUGCAGUGUUUUUAUGCUUUCCUCGUGAACCCGUUGAAAGCUCUCUCUGUUUCAUCUUGCUUUGCUGAAGAGAACUCUGCAGUUGGCGAGAUGAUUCACCCAGUUCAUUACUGAGGUCUGUUCUGAUACUUUAUUUAAUGAAGAUCACUUUCACUGAUGAUCAGCCAUGGCAGGCAACUGCACUCGGCAUCUUCACCUCACGGAAGCGUACAGGAGCCUCCCACCGAACACUGAGAAGGAUCAUUAAAUGCAUUUUACACGGAGUUUAUUUUCCAUCUUUCAGAUCCUAUGGCCUGCAGAGCUAACACCUCAAACCGCAUCCUGCUCCGAUGUGACACCCUGCUGUACGAGAUGUCACAGCCUCCUCUGAAUCCAGCUGGCACUUGAAGCUGAGCCUCACAAUCUCAUGUAAAGUUCCUGCUCUUUUUUUAAGCAUUGCUGUAUUUGACAUGGGGUAGUCACAACCUCCGUGAAGUCACACCAAAUUCCUAUCUCCUCCCACAUGAUUACUUUUUACCUGCAACAUGACGGAAUCGUGUCUGUUGGGCCAUCCCAUCAGAGAGGAGGCUGGUCAGACCGGAGGGAUUGGACACCACCGGGACAAAAACCAGGCAGUGUGAUGGCUGGAGCCAUUAGCUCCUGGGGAACUUGGCAAGUCUGUUGUUAAAUAUUUGCCUUUUGGCGCUUACCUUUAUUAUAAUACGGAGGGCAAUCAGUCCACCAACGUUAGAGGCCCAAGGUGAUUUCUGUGUUUAUCCAUAAACCUCUGACGGGAAUGGUCGAAGAAGCCUUUCCCUAAGCCACUCGACGGGAGUUUCUGAUCUAUCCGAUACACAAAGAGAAGGCAAUCUCAGCUACAGCCUUUGGACUGUUAAUUAAUAAUCAAUGCUGACAAUGGGUUGGGUUUACUAGGAACUAGAUUCAGCACAUCGUCUCACUACAGGAAGACCACCUAAAACUUCCAUCUUCCCUUGUGCUGUAGUAGCCUUCAGCUAGCAAAUGAGAUUAAACAUUUUAUGAUUUCACAGUCAUGCUUUUAACCUAUUUUUCCUCUGGGUAUAUUUGGGAAUCUUUUAAUAACUACAAAUCAUUCACUGAAGACACCAAAAGGUUUGAAGUAAAUAGUUAUUUAGAGCUUAAGUUUUGCCAAAGCAUUCUACAAUGCUCCACGCUGAAACAAAUUAUUAUUCAUUAGCUGUAUUUUGCUUCCUCCAGCUCACAGGGUUACUUUUUUUUCUCGUUUUAUGCCCAUUAACUCUUACAUAUGGUAAUCUUUAACACAAAAUGAAAUCGUUAUGAAACCUGCGCAUGAUCUGCUGUCAGUUUGUACAUUCUUGUAACGCAGCACCACGGAUUUUUUUGUUUUAAUCCAGUUCAUAUGACACCAAGUUAAUGAAAUAAUGAUGAGACAUAGGGAACCAGAAGUAUCUUGCCUGACCCUGUUCUCAGCAGGAGAUUGCACUCAAUGCCCUGGUAAGCUGCCUCCCAGCCCGAAUUCCCCUGCGAUCCUGCGGCAGUUGGCUGCGGGAAGCUGCAGGGCCGUUUCUGUGGCUGACGGCCCGUGAGCGAACGCCGCGGAGCAUCCCGCUGCCUUCCUGGCCGUGCCCAAGGGCAGAAGCUGAAGAUCUGUUUCCAUAGUGUGGGCCCAUAGACUGGACCCUCGAGGUCAUGCGGUAUGAGUUUUCCUGAGCCUGGCAUCCCCUUUCUGGAUGAGGAAGGACAAGGUGGGGUGGACAGCGGGACGCAAGGCUGCGGGCGCGUUGGGUGCCUCUGGCGCAGGUGCCCGGCCGAGCUGCAGGAGCCGCGGCUGCUCCAGCUGCAGGGCUGAGUCCGUCUGGAGCCCGCUGAGCCCAGCGCGCUGGUCCCGCCGGCGCUGGUCCCGCCAGGAGCUGGGCAGAACGCGUUGUGGAAAGGGGCUCUGCUUCCCCGCUGCCACACACAGGCAGUCCCACCCGGAAAGUCAGGGCUGUAGCAGGUAAAUGCGCUGGCCCCGGGGGUGCCAGGACACAAAAAAACUGAUAAUUGCCUUUCUGGGGUUCGGGUUUUUUUUUUCCUUGUUGCUAGUUUUUGUCUUCAGAUUGGUCCAGAACAAAAACGUUAAUGAGGAGUGGUUUGUCUUAACACAGGUAUUACUUACUUCUGUGAUAAGCUCAUUAUUUUUCAAGUCUAUACAUUCGUACUUGUUACCUGCCAUGGUUAGUCUUCACCUCUGGUAAAAUUUUUGAAAGAAGCUGUAGGCCUGAAGUUGAAUUUCAGUAUGAAAAAUGUAUUCCAAGCUCCUGAGCAGCUGUGCUCAACAUCUGCCAAUUGCAAACUGGGGAUGGUGCAAGCGCUUGGACCAGUAGAGCUGCAGGGGGUGAAACACUGACCCUCGGGUGGACGUUGGUUUAGACAGCACUAAAAUCCCUUAACUUUAAAAAAAAAACCACAACAACUAUAGCUGCUUGAAUAGGACUCUUUCACCCUGCUUACCUUUGCUAUAUUAUUUCUAACUUCAGGUGCGUUGCACUGAAUCAGAAUCUACUACAGAAUAGGAUUUCCAGAGCCUAACUGUAUUGGCACAGUAAUUUCAAAUACUUUGAAGACAUACAACUUGUGAAUUAAAACCACUACUUAUUUUGUGGCUGUGAAUUACAGUGUGUUUCAAGGAUAUAUGUGAAAAUGUUUAUUUUUCUAUUGUACUGUGAUUUUAAUAUUGAUGAGUAGGUUUAAUUUUUGUGUAAAUACUAGUGAAAUUUGACUGCAAUGUCUGCAGAGACAGUGCUACUUGGUAUUUAAGCUCAGGUUAUGUAACUGCUUUAAUUAAAUAGUAGAAAAAAAAUCCCCUUAUUUGUCUAUAAUUUUAAUGAAUAAAAAGAUUUUUGUUUUUUAAUAAAGCACGAGGUUGUUUGCAUGUACAUUUACUGUUAGGCAUGGCUUUUGAAGUCGUAACUAUUUUUAGUGGCAGCAGAACCGCAGCCACAGAGUUACUGGCACUGUACCUAGCAACCUCACUUUGAAACCGCUCCAAUAAAAUUAUGAAACCCUU